AUGGAAUACUUCUCCUCCCAUCACGUGUUCCCCUCACAAAACAAUUCCUUUUUCUUCAACUCACCUAACCCACCUACCUCACCUACCCACCUACCCCAUCACAUGUCUUCCAAUCCUAUUCACACUUCUACUCCUAAUUUAACACCAUCACGUGAAAUAUCUCACACUUCUCCUCCAUCUAGUCACCCAACUCAUCACAUGUCUUCUACUCCUAUUCACAUUCCUACUCUUACUCCAACACUGUCACGUGAAAUAUCUCAAAAUUCUUCUCUUUCUCAUCCAUAUCCUGACAGCCCUCAUAUAUCUGCUCCUUCUAAUAUGCAGGAAGCAAUGGUUCCCCCUCUUGAUAUCUCCUCCACAUCACCUUCUUUUCAAUGUGAGAACUCGCCACGGCCGGUCCAACAGUUGACAAAUAGAACACAUACUAUGCGCACCAGAUCCAUGAAUAACAUCUUUAAGCCAAAAUCAUUUACCAACUUCUUUGCUGCCACUGCUGGUGAUCAUGAAACAGAACCAUGA
Molecule: messenger RNA, 519 nt
Organism: Ziziphus jujuba (common jujube)
Lineage: Eukaryota; Viridiplantae; Streptophyta; Magnoliopsida; Rosales; Rhamnaceae
Product: early nodulin-like protein 1
Exons: 1
Coding region: 1-519 (172 amino acids)
Source: RefSeq, a predicted model, not a curated record